Molecule: messenger RNA, 496 nt
Organism: Oppiella nova
Lineage: Eukaryota; Metazoa; Arthropoda; Arachnida; Sarcoptiformes; Oppiidae
Source: the annotation of a GenBank genome assembly
UCCAUUCCCAACACAAACUCCGCGAUAAAAGUUGUGUUUUUAUUAUUGAGGAGAGAAAAUGUGCUCAAAAAAUAUCAUCAUUUGAUUUAACGCUGUCAUCAAAACAUAAGGAGUAUUGAAACUGUAAUCGCAUUAAUAAUAUCGCAUUUGCAGUGAAUUAUUUGAAACGAUGUUUUGCUAUCACUGUCCGAUCGGAACACCAGUUGGAACUCAUCACCAUUCAGGCACAACACCUGCAGGAAUGCCUACACUAUCCAUGUAUUCGAGCGGAACUCCAUACACGACAUACGCGGCCUAUCAGAGCGAUAUACACGACGACGCGUUUGUCCGCCGAAAACAGCGCCGAAAUCGGACCACAUUUACGGUCCAACAACUCGAGGAACUGGAGAAGGCGUUCGCACAGACACACUAUCCCGACGUAUUCACACGCGAAGGUCUGCCAAACAGACAUAUCAUACUAUCCUUACAUAUCAUACAUACUAUCACCGAGUUUUGA